Messenger RNA from Gigantopelta aegis, 3743 nucleotides. RefSeq names its product zinc finger CCCH domain-containing protein 14-like. Bases 83 to 2485 code for a protein of 800 amino acids. Gene Ontology annotation, molecular function: poly(A) binding; metal ion binding. The transcript has 17 exons. The record is from RefSeq and is a predicted model, not a curated record. Gene Ontology annotation, cellular component: cytoplasm; nucleus. Gene Ontology annotation, biological process: regulation of mRNA stability. Lineage: Eukaryota; Metazoa; Mollusca; Gastropoda; Neomphalida; Peltospiridae.
CAACGAUGGCGGAACGUCGCCGAUAGUUGUGAUUUAGUACUGGUUGUAAGAACUUGUAGAAGUAUAACAUCAUUCAAGCAAAAUGGAAAUAGGUUCAGAGAUAAGCAAUAAAAUUCGAUCUGCUAUUAAAGCGAAGCUGGUAGAACUUGGAGCUUAUGUGGAUGAUGAACUUCCAGACUACAUAAUGGUAAUGGUUGCCAAUAAGAAAAGUCAUACCCAGAUGUCUGAGGAUCUUGGCUUGUUUCUUGGGCAGAACACAAAAAAGUUCACCAGUUGGUUGAACAGCUUAUUGAUAAAAUUACAGUCCAUUUCUGGUGCAGAUCAGCUUGACAGCAAGAAGAAAAAGAAGAGUGGAACGAAGAAGAAGAGUAAGAGAAGGAAGAGUUCUGAAACUGCCGCUAUUCCCACCACGUCGGUAGAGGAGAAACCCAACAGAGUUGUCGGAGAGAGUCAAACUGGAGACACUGCUGGCACGGUGGUGCCUGAUGACGAACCGGAGCUCACUGUUCAGGCCGACACAGAUGAAUUCACAGAAGAAAUGAAGGAGUUUGAAGAAAAGUCCAAACCAUCUACUGUUGCACCUAAGCCAGAAAUCAGAGUACUUAAAGAGACUGCUAUGGCCACAGCUAAGGAGACUGCUAAGGACACAGCUAAGGAGACUAUCAAGGAGACUGCUAAGGACACAACUAAGGAGACUGCUAAGGAGAUUCUUAAGGAGCCUGCUAAGGAGGUAGCCGUAACGGUGAAAGACAGCACUGAUGUAGAAGUCAUCGGAGUGACUGUAGAACCCAGUGUUGAUGCCAUACCAACCACUACGGUCGUCUACAAGCCAUCACAGGAAGUAAAGGGCACUGUUGUACAGCCAGAAGUGAAGCCAAGACCAGUUACCUCCCAUGUGAAACAGCAACAAGACGGUCCUGUAAAACGGAACAUUGUAACAUCUUCAGUUCACAGGAAACAGACAUUCAUAAUCAAGCGUCAAGACAAUGCUGCCAGUGUGAACAUGAUGUAUGUUCAGCCUACAAGGACUGUCUCUCAAACUGUCAACCAGCAAGCAGUUCGUGGAGGUGUAAAGCGGAGAGCUCUUUCCUCCAUGGUAGGAUCAGUGAUUCAGGAGCCGGAGGAAGUGGAAGAGGAGUAUGAUCCGUACAACCCAACUGUCGGCAAAGUGGCCAGUUUAGUGCGUGUCACGGCCAGAAAAUCCAGUGUUCCUCCAUCCAUGCAGGCUAACAAGUCUCUGCUGCUGAAAGCGAUGACCGACGCCGAGAAGUCGGUCCUCACUGCCAGACCUCAGACUGUCUUGGAAACUGGAGUCCGCCCAACAGCAAGUCAAGCUUAUGUGAUGCCCAUGCGACGCCAGACAUCAUCUCAAGCAUACAUCCCGACACAGCUGGCGUUAACAUCGAGGUCACGCAAGGAGGAAAUAAUGAGGAACAUGAAGUAUACAAUAAAAAAUCAGACCGAAGUGUUGGUCAAACAAGAACCCAGUCGUGUGACAGAGUACAAAUCGGUGCCAGUGUCUGUAAUAGCACCUGACAGUCGAGUGGUGGAGUGUGAGGGUGAAGAGGAGGUGGAGGUGAUUGAGGUUGGACCACAGGAGGUGGACACAAGCCCAGAGGUUGAGACGCCCAAGGAGAAGUGUGUCGAGGCCGAUGUGAGGAUUCCGGAGAUCUUACAGGACGCAGACAUCACGGACGAGUUCAGUGUCGUGGGGGACAAGAAGGAACAAAACAAGCAAACCGUGGAAGACAAACCAAGAAUAAUACAGGAGAAACCGAAGGUAGAAGUAGAGCCUGCGCCAGCUGCAAGUAACACUCGUUUCAUCGUCACCCUGGAUGGCGUCGACCCAGAGGAGUACGAUGAAGAGGCACGAGAAUAUCCCACUCCAGACAUACGUAAAACAGAACUCAUCCAGGAAGUCCUGCCACAAGUUGUGCCAAAAGUGACCCCACCAAAGAUUAAACCUUUCUCCAUCAGCUUGAGGGAUUCAGAUGAGGAGGAGGAAGAGAGUAGCCCGGUUAAGAAAGCCAAGAUGGCUGAGCGAUGUCGGUUCUGGCCAGCUUGUGUUAACGGAAAUGCUUGCCAAUAUCAUCAUCCUAGUGUUCCUUGCAAGACUUUUCCACACUGUAAGUUUGGUGACAAAUGCCUGUACAUUCAUCCCAACUGCAUGUUUGACGCACGGUGUACAAAGCGAGACUGUCCCUACACACAUGCUAGUCGACGUAGUGUUCAUACCUCACCACCUGCCAUGCAGCAACCCAUGGUCAUCAUAGCGGCCCCAUCUUCGAUGGCGUCUAUGGCACCUGUACCGUGCAAGUUCUUUCCUAAUUGUCACAACACACAGUGUCCAUUCAUCCACCCCAAGGCAUGUAGAUUUGGUUUCAACUGUAUGAGAAAAUCAACAUGUCCAUUUCACCACCCAGCAUUCCAAGAGAAAGAACGACUCACAUGGAGUGCAAACAAAAUCACACUGCCCAAGACAUAAUCUAGUCACACCACCUUGAAUAAUCCCUAGUCUAAAGACGGACUUCACACACAAAGAACUUCACAUCUGUAUUUGUCAUCCAAAGACUGCUUAUUAUAGUAUUUGGUCUCUUAUGACUAAUCUAAAGGACAAGUGUUCCCAUCAGAAUGAUAGACUUUGGAUUUCAGUAAGCAUUUCAAUCCAUGAAGAUACAAUGGUUUGAUACCUAUUAGUUUGCCGGUGAUACUUGAGAGAUUCUGUCACAAGUGUUGUCAUGAAGACUAAAUGAAAUCGGUUUCGGUGUUCAGGAAGAUCAUAUUCAGUCCUCGAAAUUCACCACCACAAUCAGCAGUGUCAUUGCAAGAAGCUGUUGCAAAAUUGAUAUGUGAUGGCAUUUUUAUCAUUAUUUGCUUUAUUAUCACUGUAACAGUGUUCUCGCUAGGUGAAAAUUAAAGGGGUACGCGACCCCCUAUCCCACCCCUCUUUUCCAGGACGGUAUUUAAAGACUUUGAAACUGAAAGUAGGCUUUUUGGGAACCAUGUGACAAGAGACUUGUUUCCUUUGAUGUCGUGUGUACCAAAAAAAAAAAAAAGAAGAAAAAAAGAUGGGUGCAGAAAAAUAAAGGGGACAGCUAAAUAUGAAAGGGGGCAUUGAAACUCAAAAGGGGGCACUGUGCCCUCUCUCCCCCUCUAAAAUGGACUAGCGAGAACACUGUGUUUGUAGUAAAUUGUAGUCGCAAGAUUAUCUCAAUUUUGAGGGCUGCAUUUUGCAGCUUUGGCAGGAUGUGAAAACUUGUGACUGAUUUACAUAAGAACGUUUUAAAAUGGAAAAUGUUUCCAAGGCAUUAUUAUCUGUUGUUAAGUUUUGUUUGAACAAAAUAACUCAAGUUUUAAGAGGAAAGUUUUCCUGUGUUCAUUAUUAGUGUAUAUUACACUGACUAUGUACAAUAUGUUUUAAAACAAGGUUUGUAAGUUCAUAUUUGUGUCCUGGUUUAUGUGAAUUCAGCUUCAGUGGAAGGAUAUCCUGUUGUAUUAAAUAAUGAUAAAAGUUAAUUAACAUUUUUAAUUGAUAUUCCAUAGUGGUAACUUCUUUUAGUGUUGUUUAAAUAAGCCUAAUGGCCUUUUAUGUAGUGGGUUAUGUUUAAUUUCUGUUUAUAUGGUACUUUCUGUGAAAGUUACUGGUAAAAAUACUUGAAAUUCUAUUUUCUUUUUCCUUGCCAUACUAACAAUACAUGAUGGACUUGUUCAUAUUUCAUACGAUAUUAAAAAUGUAAAUAAUU